Messenger RNA from Mercenaria mercenaria, 5037 nucleotides. Its product is annotated as para-nitrobenzyl esterase-like. Bases 3291 to 4910 code for a protein of 539 amino acids. The transcript is spliced from 5 exons. The record is from RefSeq and is a predicted model, not a curated record. Lineage: Eukaryota; Metazoa; Mollusca; Bivalvia; Venerida; Veneridae.
GUUUCGUAAGAACGUCCGCCCGUCCGUCCGUCCGUCCGCAAUUUCGUGUCCGGUCCAUAACUCUGUCAUCCAUGAAGGGAUUUUAAUAUUACUUGGAACAAAUGUUCCCCAUGAUGAGACGACGUGUCAUGCCCUUAGCUUAAAGGUCAAGGUCACAAUUUAAGGUCAAAGGUCAAGAGGGCUAUUUUCCUGUCCGGUCCAUAACUCUGCCAUCCAUGGAGGGAUUUUAAUAUUACUUGGCACAAAUGCACCUCAUAAUAAGACAAUGUGUCAUGUUCAACUUUCAGACCCCUAGCUCAAAGGUCAAGGUCACACUUGGCAGUCAAAUGUUAACAUAGCAUGAACAGGGUCUGUUUCCUGUCCGGUCCAUAACUUUGUCAUUCAUGAAGAUAUUUUAAUAUUACUUGGCACAAAUAUUCCCCAUGAUGAGACGACGUGUCAUGCGCAAAACCCGGACCCCUAGCUGAAAGGUCAAGGUCACAGUUUGAGGUCAAAGGUCAACAGAGCUUUUUUCCUGUCCGGUCCAUAACUCUGUCAUCCAUCAAGGGAUUUUAAUAUCACUUGACACAAAUGUACCUCAUAAUAAGUCGAUGUGUCAUGCACAACUUUCAGACCCCUAACUCGAAGGUCAAGGUCACACUUGGCAGUCAAUGUUAACAUGGCAUGAACAGGGUCUGUUUCGUGUCCGGUUCAUAACUCUGCCAUCCAUGAAGGUAUUUUAAUAUUACUUGGCACAAAUGUUCCCCAUGAUGGGGUGAUAUGUCAUGCACAAAACCCUGACCCCUAGCUCAAAGGUCAAGGUCACAAUUGGAGGCCAAAGGUCAAUAGGGUUUUUUUCCUGUCCGGUCCAGAACUCUGACAUCCAUCAAGUGAUUUUAACAUUACUUGGCAUAAAUGUUCCCCUUGAUGAAAUGACGUGUCAUGCGCAACACUCAGAACCCUAGCUUAAAGGUCAAGGUCACACUUGGAGAUCAAAGGUUAAUGGGACAUUUUUCCUGUCCGGUGUAUAACUUUGUCCUGCAAAACAAUAUUUGAAUAUUACUUGGCAAAUGUUCACCACUAUGAGAGGGAGUGUCAUGCACAAGAACCUGGUCCCUAGGUCGAAGGUCAAGGUCACACUCAGAUGCCAAAGAUCAGAUACAAGAAUGACUUUGUCUGGAAAACUUCUUCAUGCAUGGAGGGAUUUUGAUGUAACUUGACAUAAAUGUUCACUAUCAUGAGACAGAUUGUUGUUCGUAAGAACCAGGUCUCUAGGUCUAAGGUCAAGGUCACGCUUAGAGGUCAAAUGCCAAAUUGAAGAAUGACUUUGUCCGGAGCAUUUCUUCUUAAUGCAUGGAAGGAUUUUGAUGUAACUUGGCACAAAUGUUCACCACCAUGAGGCACUCUUGUUUUUAGAGUUAUUUCCCUUUGUUUUACUAUAAAUAGCUUAUAUUGUAACUUACUUAUUACAGGCCGUAGGGAAAAAUCGAGACCAGUUUUCUGUGGUACAGUAUGCAUGUUACAUCCAAUUUUUAGGUGUAUUUUGACCUAUCUCUACCUGGUAAAGAGUUUUGUGUGGACUUAUAUGGAUAUAUGGAAUUUUUUUACUAUAAAUAACGUUACCUUUUUGAUAAUCGGCCAAAUAUGCUAUAUGAAAACAACUAUAGGGUUUUGUAUAUACAAAUUUUAAUCCAAGUCUUUUGUUUUUAGCAUACUGUAUAUAUAGUACAAUAUUGUUUAUACAUCAUUGACAGAUAUCAGUUCAUUAUGCUAUACUGUAGUAGAGAAAAUUAGGAGCCUUCCAGUAGGGGACUUUGUAUUGCAUGGCAAUACUUCAUUCACUUGUUUUAUUUGUCCUUUAUUAAACUGUUUGUCAAUCUAUGAGUUUGUCCAUCAGUCACAAAAGGUAGAUCCAGCCGAAUUUCACGGCCCGUAGGUGUACUAUGUUAUAAGGCGACCAGACGACGUUUCGCGGAGCGACGCUCUUCGCUGGGGGGUGGGGGUGGAAUGUUUGUUGUCGUUUCUCUGCGACAGAACGAAAUAACGAAAUGGCACAAGUCAGCCACCAUAAGAAAUGAAAUAAUUGUUUCAGAGUUUUGUUUAUGCAAACUGAACACUAGCACAAUUCAUGGAUUUGUCGUUCACAUUCUGUCGUUCAUUUUAAAUGAACUCCGAAAAAAUAAUUUCAUUUCUUAUUCAUAAUGUACAUAUGAGGAAGCCGGGGCAGAAUUUCAUUGCAAAGGGUUAUGGCCGCUCGCUUUGAAUCAUUUGCCCCUUGUGGCUGUAGGAUAUCGAAAUUACGCUUAGGGUAUAAAAUUGUUCAUGCGAGUAAACCGUCAUGGUGGUUUAUGGAGGUUUAUUGUUUUACCCAGUAACCUACCCAUACCUAAACUAAUACCCAGAGGAAGAGCUAGGGUCUUAUUUUUGAAAGAGAUAAUUAUACAAGUUAAAGCAUAGCAAAAGUUCCUUCUAGGGCAUAUCUAUAUAAAUAUAGAAUGGUCAUCUUGUAAAAUUUUGGUUGCAAUGUCUGUUUUAUACUGCCAAAAAAUUUCAAGUAAGUAUUUACGCUAGUUAUUUAACAUAAAUUGUUAAAUCCAACAACAAAUUAAACCUGUUACCACUUUCAGUAGGGUAAAUACGGCAAUAAGACAUUGACCCGGUUAAUCAAUUACGAUUCGAUGCGUGAAUUUGUUGCGCAUAAUUAGAGGGUCGCAAUGGGGUUUGUUUUCAUAUAUUAACUAUGCAUUUCAAGGUAACGAUAAUAUUUAGUUGUUUACAUUUAAAUUUGCUGAUAUAUGUCUAUCUGGUCGACUGAAUGUAUGUUUUUUUUCCUCAAGAAUGGAGGAAAUAACAUCCUCGGGUUUAGUAAUAUGUAAUCCACGGAACGCGUUAAGUCAGACAGUCGCCUUAAUUAGGAAAGCAUAUUCUAACGUCAGAGGUUAUUUCUAAGGUCACGGAGUUUUAUUGGCCAGCUUGUAAUGACAACAGGUUUCGGUAUCAGUAGCUCAGUCAAGUGUGACUUAUUGAACUAUAAUAUUCCUUCUCAAGAGAAGGAAUAAUGACCUAUAAUUAUGUCGGUGAGAAGUUAAACCCAACAAAAAAGUAAUAUCCAGCCAUGUUUUGAAUAUUAAAGAACUCUUGUUUUAAAUGAACAGAACAGAAAUAUUUUAUCAGUCAUUUCAAAAGAAGGUCAAUCUUCUUAUCUAGUCUGGACAAUAGCUGGGUCAAUUUUGAAGGCCUAUACAUUACUGGUGUUUAACUUAUAGGUCAGCUUACUUUUUAUUCAAAUAAGGACCAAAGACGUGAAAAAGAUGUUUUUAGUUGCAAGCUCGGUACUUCCCAUUUUGCUGGUUUUCGAACUUGGAGAAAGUUUUAUGCUAGAUGGCAGGCAAGGACCUGUAGUUAACACAACCUGUGGUCCGAUCGAAGGCUUAUCGCAAAAUGGUGCACAUGGUUUCCGUGGUAUCCCCUAUGCUUUACCACCAGUUGGUAAACUAAGAUGGCAACCGCCGAAGAAAUUGAACAUGGCCGAUGGCACAUGCUGGAACGGAACUUUAUCUGCUAAGAAGUAUGCAAACUUUUGCUACCAAUACGAAACAGAUACAACUUUCUAUGGAAGUGAAGACUGCCUUUACAUGAACGUGUUUACGCCAACCCUGGAUAAAGCUGCUAAGUUACCAGUGAUGGUCUGGGUUCAUGGAGGCGCAUACUCUGCCGGGUCCGGAAAUGACGACAAUUACUUUGCAGACGAAAAGAUGUCUGGGGAAACAAAUGUUGUUUACGUUAAUCACAAUUACAGACUUCAUACUUUCGGAUUUAUGGCAUUACAAAUAUUAGCAGAUGUUUCACCCACAAACACAUCCGGUAACUAUGCGUUCAUGGACACAUUGGUUGUUCUCGAAUGGGUCAGAGACAACAUACAGAACUUCGGGGGUGACCCGUCACAGGUCACACUUUAUGGCCAGAGCGCCGGCGCAACACAUGUUCUUGCUUUAAUGGCUUCUCCGCUGUCGAAGGGUUUGUUCCACAAAGGCUGGAUGGCAAGUGGAUCUCCACGUUACGACAAACUAGCAAAGGACGCAUAUCAAGAUAAUCUCGUUUAUCUUAAAAACACCAAAUGUUCCACAGUGGAUUGUCUCCUUGCGUUGACGUCACAGGAAGCGACAGAGGCCGUACCAUGGGAUGAUUUUCCAAACUGGGACAUGUACGAUCAGUAUGACAUACCUAAGAAACUUACCAGGUUCGAUGGUAGUAUGGCGAUUGUGGACGGAUAUGUUGUACCAGAACCACCAUUUGAAGCAUUUGCCAGUGGAUUUAAAAUGGAUAUUCCAUUCUUGGUCGGUAGUGCCGGACAAGAAAUGGACGGAGCUACCCCACCAAGUGAUAUGGGAACUUGGAGCAAAAGUAACUAUGAAAGAUUCGUCCAUCAGCAGCUGGACACGUUCAGUACGUACAUUGCCGACAUGACUUUGAUAAUGUAUCCAGCAAAACUGUCCGCCAGAUAUCAGUGGGCUAGUAUGGUCAGUGACAUACGAGUUAACUGUGGGAAUAAUCUUUUGGCUCUAAUGGCAGCCAAGACCUUUACCUCACCUGUCUAUCGUUAUGUGAACACCAACAGACCGUCGAAGCCAUUCGGCGACGGAGGAGGAUCGAUCUACCCAUUCCAUACACAUGACAUGUAUGCAUUCUUCGGAUACUUGUCCAGCUAUUUGUCUCCACUCAGCGAAUCUGACAAGAAAUUUGAACAGAACAUGAAAAAUGAAGUGAUUUCUUUUGUACGUCAUGGUCACCCAAACACAACAGCCUGGAGACCGUUCCCUGGAUCGACUGGUCUCAUUUCUGAUACGGUAACAACCAUCCCGGAGUACCAUGCAGCAGAGUGCGAGUUUUUGUUUGCUAAUGGCUUCUUUCCCUAUUCCUGGCGCCAGUAGAUAGAUAGAAUCUUUUUAUGUAAUAUGUUUGAUUUUUAUGUUUCAAUGAGACAUCCUUAUGACAACAUAUUUGUAAAUGAACAGAGUACAUGUAAUUAGUUAAUUAAAAUAUAAAUACUGGAUUCAA